AGGGUGCUUUAUUUGUUUGUUUGGGUGUUCUGGCUGGUUGUUAGAGUGUUGCUAGGGUGCUUUAUUUGUUUGUUUGGGUGUUCUGGCUGGUUGUUAGGAUGUGGCUAGGGUUUUCCGAAUGGAUGUUUUGGCUAGUUGCUAAGGUAUCCAGGCUGCAUGGCCUGUAUUCAAAACUGUGCUGAUUGGUGGAUGCAGUUUGAAAACUCUAAGAGGAAACACAAUCAUACAUUUUUCACAAUAUGUAGAAAUUGUGACUGUUUUUGCUGGUCACUUGUCUUAGAGAUGAGUGCCUUCAGUCAAGCAGUGAUGUUGUUUAAAUGAGGGAACGUGACGUUUAUAGCGCCACCCAGAGGAAAUUUGUUAGAAAGAGUGGUUUGUUUUCUUCAGGAAAGUAGUAUUUGUUAUGAUUGACAGCAGCAUUUCCCAUCCCUGCUGUGCAGAAGCUGAUCUCAGCAAGCUCUCUGAUAUAUAUGAGGAUGUGUGAUUGUAUGUUUGUGUGUUAGGAUGGUGACUUAUAUAUUAUUGUGUGUGUAUGAGUGAUACUGAGAGAUCUGGCUGUUGCUGCCUCCAUUUGCCAAGUGAGGAACAUGGAUCUCAUGAGUGACCUUCAGGCAGAGGGUAAGAACACCAUCAACGCCCCCCUCCUGCACCCCGGCCCAGAGCUGCUCCCUGAGGACAUGUUGCUUGAGGAAAAUUCAGAGAAGACCAUUCUAGACCCCACUUCCAGAGAAGACCUCAAUUUUAAAGACCUCCAGAAGGUUCUCAUUGACUGGAUCAACAGUGAACUGGAGGAGGACCGAAUCAUCGUGAAAGACCUUGAGGAAGAUCUGUAUGAUGGACAGGUGCUGCAGAAACUGUUCGAGAAGCUGUCAGGGCAUAAGCUGAAUGUGGCCGAGGUGACGCAGUCAGAGAUCGGACAGAAGCAGAAACUGCAGACGGUUCUGGAGGCUGUUAAUGGAGUCCUCAGGCCGCUGGACUGGAGCACGGAGUGGAGUGUCGACUCAAUCCACUCAAAGAACCUGGUGUCCAUCGUGUACCUGCUGCUGGCGCUGGCUAUCUACUACGUGGCACCCAUCCGCUUACCUGAGCAUGUGUCCGUCAAGGUGAUCGUGAUCAAGAAAAAGGAGGGAAUCCUGCAGACUGCUCAUGUGACCAAACAACUCACAAGUACCACAACAGACAUGAUGAUUGGAAGAUCAGAACGUGAUGCUUUUGACACCUUAUUGGAUCACGCACCUGACAAACUCAAUGUAGUGAAAACAUCGCUGAUUACAUUUGUGAAUAAACACUUGAACAAACUGAACCUGGAGGUGACGGAGCUGGAAUCACAGUUUGCAGAUGGUGUCUAUCUGGUGUUACUGAUGGGAUUGUUAGAAAAUUACUUUGUGCCUCUGUACAACUUCUACCUCACUCCUGAAAGCUUCGAACAGAAGGUCCAUAAUGUCUCAUUUGCUUUUGAGCUCAUGCAAGAUGGUGGUUUACAGAAACCCAAAGCGAGACCAGAAGACGUGGUGAACUUGAAUCUGAAGUCAACACUCAGGGUGCUUUACAACCUUUUCACCAACUACAAGAACUCAGAGUAACACUGAAAGAGAUCCGAGGAAAGCCGCUACAUGCCUCACUGAUGCCAGGACUUCUGCGCUCACACAUGCACACACAUCCCCAGUGUUACUUUUAUACGUAAGAAUGAAAUAUUUUGUAUUGUUUGGCUUAUUUAUGCCCAGAAUCGAAUGUAUUUAGCCUUAAUGAUGCGUCAGUGUUGCAGCUCAUUCAAAUAUUUUAUUGACUUACGCAAACGAGGCCUGCCACUGCUUUAAGCACUACACCGGAAUGACUUUUUGUCCUGGAAUGCACUAAAAGAAAUGCUGUAAUUAUUUCAAAUAAACAAAUACUUUCUACAUGCUG
Messenger RNA from Carassius auratus (goldfish), 1905 nucleotides. RefSeq names its product beta-parvin-like. Gene Ontology annotation, biological process: actin cytoskeleton organization; establishment or maintenance of cell polarity regulating cell shape; lamellipodium assembly. The record is from RefSeq and is a predicted model, not a curated record. Lineage: Eukaryota; Metazoa; Chordata; Actinopteri; Cypriniformes; Cyprinidae. Gene Ontology annotation, molecular function: actin binding. Gene Ontology annotation, cellular component: actin cytoskeleton; cytoplasm; focal adhesion. The coding region runs from base 588 to 1583 and encodes 331 amino acids. The transcript is spliced from 13 exons.